Messenger RNA from Trichophyton rubrum CBS 118892, 1478 nucleotides. Its product is annotated as porphobilinogen deaminase. Gene Ontology annotation, cellular component: cytoplasm. Gene Ontology annotation, molecular function: hydroxymethylbilane synthase activity. Gene Ontology annotation, biological process: heme biosynthetic process. The transcript is spliced from 2 exons. Bases 180 to 1175 code for a protein of 331 amino acids. The record is from RefSeq and is a predicted model, not a curated record. Lineage: Eukaryota; Fungi; Ascomycota; Eurotiomycetes; Onygenales; Arthrodermataceae.
CCAAUCUCUACAGCUUUCUCGCCUGGAAUAGCAGUAUCGCACCUCCAUCGGCAGAUUCAUUCGUUUUAUAGCUCGCAGCUUAUUUUUUUCACGAUUGCCUGAUUACUCUGCAUCGCGUCUCACACGCACCCUUUUUUUGCUAUACAUUUGGAAUCCCACGGGCCAUACGAUCAUAUAAGAUGGACGCCCCGCGCAAGACGUUCACCAUCGGAACGCGCAAAUCGAACCUGGCCGUACUCCAGACAGAGAUCGUACGGGAUGCCCUGGUAGCAAGAUGGCCAGACUGCGAAUUCAAUGUGCACACUCGCGAUGCUGCUGGCGAUCUGAACAAGAUUACCCCGCUUCGGGAGUUCACGUCGAAGAAUCUGUGGACGGAAGAGCUCGAGGAGAUGCUGCUGGCAAAGCAGCUUGACCUCGUAGUGCACUCUUUGAAAGAUGUCCCAACGCAAAUCCCCGAGGCCUGCACACUGAGCGCCAUCAUGAAACGUGAGGAUCCCAGAGAUGCGCUGGUGGUCAAGAAGGGCCAGCCAAAGACGACACUUGCGGAACUGCCGGCAGGCUCGGUGGUUGGAACGUCCUCCGUCCGCCGUACAGCACAGCUCGGCCGCCAUUAUCCACACCUCAAGGUCAUUGAUGUACGAGGUAACAUUGACACACGUUUGGCCAAGCUGGAUGCGGAAGACGGCCCAUUUACGUGUAUCAUACUUGCAGCUGCUGGCUUGCUGAGAUCGGGACACGGAGAUCGCAUUGCACAGUAUCUCGAUUCCAAAAAUGGGAAGAUGCUCCAUGCUGUGGGCCAGGGGGCGCUUGGGGUUGAAAUUCGGGCUGACGAUGAGAAAAUGGUUGAGAUGCUGCGGGAGAUUGGAGAUCAGAAAACGACAUUCGCUUGUUUGGCCGAGAGAAAUCUGCUACGGACACUGGAAGGUGGAUGUAGUGCUCCCCUCGGCGUUGAGACUGAAUGGGUUCCGGAUGCGAGUGGGAAGGGUGAGAUGCUGAGGCUUCGAUGCAUCGUCACCAGUAUAGACGGCAAGGAGGCCGUGGAAAUCGAGAAGGACUGCAAUGUCCACACGCCAGAGCAAGCUGAAGCGUUUGGCAAGGCCGUUGCAGGCGAAAUGGUCGAGAAAGGGGCGGGCAAGAUCCUUGAAGUCAUCCAGCAGAAGAAGAAAGCAUGGUAAACACUAACCACCUCGCGUUCGUCCCUCUUUCUGCCCUCAUCCCGUGGGAUAGUUAACCAGUCAGACUGCUAGGAGGGCUGGUUCAGUCUGAGAGUCGUACUACAUAGUUAACUGAAUGCGCCUGUCUCUUUGCUUUCUCCAAGAUCUAGGCACAACAGGGCCCCAUAGUUAGCCUCAGGGGAUGGCGCCCGAUAUCGACUAGUUCGCGCUCUUAGUCUAUCUAGGCAGUGAAAUCGUAGCUCUAAAAAAGAGUCCAAGUGUCUAUCGAGUUCUAUUAAAACCGCUCCCGUCCCGUGUCCCACU